Molecule: messenger RNA, 4926 nt
Organism: Anthonomus grandis grandis
Lineage: Eukaryota; Metazoa; Arthropoda; Insecta; Coleoptera; Curculionidae
Product: probable ATP-dependent DNA helicase HFM1
Exons: 21
Coding region: 108-4778 (1556 amino acids)
Molecular function (GO): ATP binding; nucleic acid binding
Source: RefSeq, a predicted model, not a curated record
CUUUAUUUCCUUAGUCUAUGUUUUUAGUUUUUGAGUUUGUUAAAGUCAUAAAGUGUUCCGACCGAGUUAAUUAAUAAUUUCAAAACCUUAAAAUAUAUUGUCUCAGCAUGAGCAAAAACCAAACAAUACUACGAACCGUCGACGAAAUUCCAUCUUUAUAUCGGCAAGUUUUUAGUGAAUAUCCAUGCUUUAAUGUUGUUCAGUCUGCAGUAUUAGACAGUGCUUUAAAAACAGAUAAACCCUUAGUUGUUUCUGCACCUACUGGUUCCGGAAAAACCGCCGUUUUUGAAUUAGCGAUUAUCAGACAUUUGAUGCAAAAUCAAAAUGCAGACGAUCUGUUAAAUAAUAAAAUAAUUUAUAUAUCACCUAUAAAAGCAUUAUGCGUAGAAAGGCUAAUGGAUUGGCAUAAAAAAUUCUCUCCAUUCGGAGUUAAAUGUCUUUCAGUAACGAGUGAUACAGAUGAAGGUGACUUUAGAAAUAUUUUGCAAUAUAAUUUGUUCGUUGCUACGCCAGAAAAAUGGGAUGUCUUAACAAGAAGAUGGAGAGAAAACAGCAAUUUAAUAGAGUCUAUAAAACUGUUUUUGAUCGAUGAGGUACAUUUAUUAAAUGCAGAUUCUAGAGGAGCUACUUUGGAGGUUAUUGUUAGUCGAAUGAAAACUGCAUUAGAGACACGCAGUUUUAAAAUGCCAAGUAGUAUACGAUUUAUAGCUGUAUCAGCUACAAUACCAAAUAUUGAAGACAUAACUGAAUGGAUUUGUGGAAAUGGGUCGGCUGAACUAUUUAGUUUUUCAGAUGAAACAAGACCAGUAAAACUCAAUAAGAUCGUGAUAGGUUACCAUUUUAAUCCACAAAAUCAGUCAGUUUUUAAGUUCGACAUGUCUUUAACUUACAAACUUCCGCCAUUGAUAGCAAAAUAUGCAGAAGGAAAGCCCACUUUGAUAUUUUGCAAUACAAGAAAAAGUGUUGAAAUGACAGCAAAUCAUUUAUUGUCAAAUAUGCAAGUUAGGUUGGGUGAUGAACUAAAAGAAAAACUAAAAAAACUUGCUGACGGAAUAUCGGAUUUAAAAUUGAAGCAACUUAUUAUGAAUGGUAUUGCCAUUCAUCAUGCUGGAAUGGCUCAAGAGAAUCGUCAUACGAUAGAACAUGGCUUUAGAAGCGGCAAUGUCCCAGUUCUGGUUACCACAAGCACCUUGGCGAUGGGGGUCAAUUUGCCUGCUCAUUUAGUUAUUAUUAAGUGUACCAAGUGUUAUUUUGACGGUGGUUAUAAGGAUUAUGAUGAAAUGUCAAUUUUUCAAAUGAUUGGGAGAGCUGGCCGUUGUCAGUUUGACACAAGCGCCACUGCUUUGAUAUUGACUAGUUAUCAAGAUAAAGCAAAAUACGAUAAAAUGUUAGAAUGUUCUCAGCCCGUUGAAUCGAAUCUUCAUAAACAUUUAACAGAACAUCUGAAUGCAGAAGUUGUUCUAAAAACAAUAACUGAUCUAGAUGUUGCAAUGCGAUGGCUGUCAUCUACAUAUCUUUAUGUAAGAGCCCGAAAAUGUCCAGAAAAAUACAAAUUUCCUGCUGGCUUGAGCAAAGAGAAAGUGGAUAAGAAAUUACUUGAUAUAUGUCAAAUCGAUUUAAACAAGCUAGUAAGAGGUGGUAUGAUCAAAAUGACAGAUUCUAUUGAAAUAUCCCCUACGUUAGUUGGAGAAAUUAUGGCGAAGUACUAUAUUGCUUUUGAUACAAUGAAGCUCUUUACAGAAAUUACCGGAGUAGAAGUACUUAAACAACUUUUAGCAAUUUUCUCGAAGUGUAAAGAAUUUUCUGAAAUCUAUCUCAGAAAUAACGAUAAGAGAAUUUUAAAUAUUUUAAAUAAAAAUAAGCACAAGCAAUCCAAUCGGUUUCCGCUGAAUGGUAGAAUAAAAACGGUUGAUAUGAAAAUAAACGUAAUAAUCCAAGCUGUUCUAGGCAAUUUGGACAUUUCCGAUCAGUCUAUUAUAUGUGACUCUACAAAAAUUAUGCGAAACUGCCAGCGGAUAGCCAAAUGUUUAAUUGAAUACCUAGAAAGUAGAGACAAAGUAUACAAUGCACUAUUAAAUGCUAUAAUAUUGGCCAAAUGUUUCAAAGUUAAACUGUGGGAGUCCUCACCCUAUGUGUCAAAACAGUUAUCAGGCGUGGGACAUGUGAUGUCCACAUUGCUUGCCAAGGCUGGAAAAGUGACAUUUAAGGAUAUUGCAGAUAGUAAUCCCCGGCACAUUGAAAUGAUUAUUAACAGAAAACCUCCUUUUGGUAAUACUUUGGUGGAAGAAGCUAAACAUAUUCCAGAAUAUACCCUGAAAUUGGCAAAGCAUAACAACUCUGUGAAAUUAAAUAUAGCUUUGCAAAACUCUAGUAUUUUAGAGGAAAAAUGUACCGUUGAUUUAAAUUCGUUUAUGGUCCUGCUGGUGGGAGACAGUGAAAAUAAUAUUUUGUUAUAUGAAAAAUAUUCGCACUUAUACAUACUAGAAAUGUUGGAAGUGGAAAAAACAGUAAUUUUAGAGGGAAAUAAAAUAGAUUGGAUUAAAGCAAAUUUAAUCAGCGAGAAUUGGGUUGGGUUUGAUUGUGAAUUGAAGUUAGAUAUGUGUCAGCCAGUUUCAGACAAAAAUGCUGUUUCAAAACAAAUUCCGAAGCAAACAUACAUGGAUAGUUAUAUGCCUAGUGUAAAGCCUAAAAAUGUCAAUAAUAAAGUACAUAAACCAAAUAGUUUAAAAAGCACCCUGGCAAAUAAGAAAACUCAAUCGCAAAAAAGAAAUACUAUUGAAACCAAAUUAUUAAGAAAUACUAGCUCUCCACCAAAAAUUACAUCGAAAGAUAAAGAAAAUAUUUAUACCGACGAAGACGAGUUUCUGAAUCUUAAUUUUUCAAAAUUUGAAAAUAUGUUUGAUAAAACUGCUGAGAAAAAUAACCCUAUACAUACAAAGGAGCUUAAAACUGGAGCAAUUGUAAAAGAAAAGCCAAAAGCUUUUUGCUUGAACUUUGAUAGUAAUGGAUCAGAUAACAACACCAGCUCUAACAAUAAUCUAAAUGUAAAUAUGGAGGACUCUAUCUCUAAUAUAACUGAAAACAGGGAGACAAUUUUUAGUGAACUUUCUAACUUGAAAGUCUGUGACCAGAUGACACGAAAAUAUUCUAAAACUGAAAAGAAAGCUGAAAGUGUUGACAAGAAGAGUGAGCAAAAAGAGUGUGACAAUAAGAAAAAUUAUGAUACUUCUCACGCUACAUUUCCUUUAUUAACAAAAGAAAAUAAAAGUACAAACAUUGAAGAAAAAUACUCAAACGAUAUUCCUUCGAAAAGUAUAAAAUGGCGAUCACCCCUUAUACAUUCUCCAAACGUCAGAUUCUCUCCUAGAAGUCACAUAAGUAAAGAGUUCGGCCAGUCGAGCAAUUGCUUAUUAAACAUCAGUAUGAUUCCUGAAUUGGAAAAUCCUUGUGCUAUCCUUUUGAACUCACAAAAAAGAAGUUCACUUAAAGCAGAAAGCCCUAAGAAGGUACUGAAAACUUCUUUAAAGCGCAAAAAUCCAUUCCCUUUAAGCGAUCAGGAGAAUGUCGAAGAAGAAGAUGACUUUUCGGCAAAUGAUAAGGAUAUGGAAGAGUCUAAUUUAUUUGAGCAAUUAUCAAGCCGGAACAAUAUGAAGUUAAAAAAGAGAGACCUAAAUGCUUCACAGAGUAGUGUAGGAAAUUAUUACACACAAUUAAUGCAAUCAACACAAUCUAAAAAAGAAAAAAAUAUUUUGAGUGAUAGAAUUCUGGAAGUUCAGCCGUCUCAGUCUUGGAUCCAGCCUAAUAAACACGAAUUUAUCAUAAAUAACCCGAUGCCAGGAGAUUUUCAGAUAUCUCAGGAUUUAUUUAGCGAAGCUGACAUCUCACAAAAUAUAAGUCAAAAUCAUAAGGUUUUGCCUUCGAAUUAUAAUGAACUGCCUGCGGAAAUUAGCCCUAAUCACCUAAGAUCAACGAGAGGUUACCAACGUGAAACUCCGACUACUGAUUAUAACUGCUGCCUUGAUCAAAAUUAUGGACGAAGACACCUUGAAGAAUGUUAUAUACCAUCGCCAGCAUAUCCAAGACAUUCACACUAUUUUUAUCCUUCGAAUCACUGCCCGGGGCACUCACCAUCAUACAGAUGCUGUUCACAUCAAUGUGAACGACCAGCCCCAACGUAUUCUAAUCAUUAUUUCACAGACACACAGUCAAUGCUGCCCUCGAUUUGGAGAAAUCCAGUGAAUGAUUUUGGAAGGUGUUCAGAAUAUUAUCCGGUAAAAGAACAAUCUCGCUUCCUGUUUUCCAGACCUAGCCAACAAUUAAGUCAUAAUGAAGAUCGUUUUGGUGCAAGAAAUUUAGGAGGUCUACCCAUCUAUCCUCAAGAGGAAAAAGAUAACAAUUUUUGGAAUGCACCAAAUACUAAUCAGAAGGUGACUACGUCAAGAUAUUCAGAGAAUUGCAGGAAUAAAACAGCUGAUCUAAAUCUUUCUCAAGGAAAUUUGGGAGCACUAUUUUCUUAUACCCCUAAAAAGCAGCUACAAAGCAGUUCACAGCAAAUAAGUUUACCAUAUGGGAAACCUCCAACAACUCUAUAUCCUCAAAGCUAUAGUACACCUCAACAACGCCUCUUGAAUUUUGAAAGAUUUGAAGAGGGGAUAAAUAAUAGAAUUUCAGUAACGAGAAAUGAAUUUUGCGUUAAUGCCAAGACGGGUGCGAGGAAUGCAGUGGAUGAAGAAGGAAAGGUUAGAAACCGGUAUUAUUUUCAAGAUAGAACUUUAUAAUUUUAAAAUUUUUGUUUCUAUUUUAAUACAAGAUUCAAUUUUUUCUAAAUAUAGUUACUUGUUUGUUAAUCGUAAUUUGUGACUCGUAAAGUAAAGUGAUUAUUGUCGAUCUUGAAAACGUUAAAUAUUAAUAAAAGUUUACUUUAAA